Phalaenopsis equestris is the source of this 504-nucleotide messenger RNA. Its product is annotated as mannose-specific lectin-like. The coding region runs from base 1 to 504 and encodes 167 amino acids. NCBI's taxonomy places the organism in Eukaryota, Viridiplantae, Streptophyta, Magnoliopsida, Asparagales, Orchidaceae. The transcript has a single exon. The record is from RefSeq and is a predicted model, not a curated record.
AUGACCUUCUUCAUCACCUUUCCCUCCAUCUUCCUCCUUUCCUUGGCAGUUUUAUCAAUCCUCCCAACCACUCCGGCCUCAGCCGCCAGCACCUUGUACGCAGGCCAAUCGCUUAAUCCAGGACAAUCACUCACACAAGGCAACUACUCCUUCAUCAUGCAGCAAGAUUGCAACCUCGUCCUCUACGAUAAAAACAGGGCCGUAUGGUCGACGGAGACAAGUGGGAGGGCCUCCGGCUGCGUUCUGAGGCUGCAGAUCAAUGGUAAUCUCAUCAUUUAUAGCGGCGUCAGAGUUAUCUGGCAAAGCAACAGCAGUGGGUUUGUCGGGAUUUACUAUCUCAUUCUUCAAACAGAUCGCAACGUUGUCAUCUACGACUUUUUCCACGACGCUAUUUGGUCAACCGGUACUGAAGUUCCCAGCGCUGAUAGUGUUGACGACAAGGCGGCUCCGUUUGCUGUGGCGAAGGAGAAGGUGGUGGAGAUCGACAACGUGCUUGAAGGGUAG